Messenger RNA from Thlaspi arvense, 4510 nucleotides. The record is from the annotation of a GenBank genome assembly. NCBI's taxonomy places the organism in Eukaryota, Viridiplantae, Streptophyta, Magnoliopsida, Brassicales, Brassicaceae.
UAUUAAUGUAUAUUGAUGGCGACGAAUCUUAUCGGGUAAUCUUCUUAUACGGACGGACAGCAGAGGAAUGCUACUAAAAAGACUGUGUCAGUUACACAUCGGAAAGAACAAAGCCAAGAUUACGAGAAUUUGUGUCGUCUAACUAAAUCUUGGUUUACACUGAGAAAAAAUCGAUGGGUGGGCAGAGAGUGAUUGAAGAAACAGAAGAAUCCAUGAAGAGCAAGACCUCUCUGGUUUUCGCAAUUAAUGGAGAAAGAUUCGAGCUCGAGCUUUCUUCCCUUGAUCCUUCAACCACACUCAUCGAUUUCUUGCGUAACAAGACUCCUUUCAAGAGCGUCAAACUUGGCUGUGGCGAAGGUGGUUGUGGCGCUUGCGUUGUACUUCUCUCAAAGUAUGACCCACUGCUCGAAAAAGUCGACGACUUCACAGUCAGUUCGUGUCUCACGCUCCUCUGCAGCAUCGAUGGCUGCUCCAUCACUACCUCUGAAGGCCUCGGUAACAGCAGAGCCGGUUUCCACGCGGUCCACGAGCGCAUCGCCGGUUUUCACGCCACGCAAUGCGGUUUCUGCACGCCCGGUAUGAGCGUUUCCAUGUUCUCCGCUCUCUUAAACGCCGAUAAGUCUUCACCGCCUCGCAGCGGUUACUCAAACCUCACGGCUGCAGAAGCCGAGAAGGCCGUGGCCGGAAAUCUAUGCCGGUGUACCGGAUACAGACCGCUCGUGGACGCUUGCAAGAGUUUUUCAGCUGAUGUUGAUAUCGAAGAUCUCGGAUUCAAUUCCUUUUGCAAGAAGGGAGAAAACAGAGAUGAUGUUUUAGGGAGGUUGCCAUGUUAUGAUCAUACAUCAUCUCAGGUGAUCUGUACAUUCCCGGAGUUCUUGAAGAACGAGAUCAAGAUCGAUAUGAGUCUUGAUCCGAGAAAGUACAGAUGGUCUCGCCCGGUUAGUGCCUCGGAGCUUCAAGGGCUACUAGAGGUUGAGAAUGGAUUGGCGGUUAAGUUAGUUGCGGGUAACACGAGUACAGGGUAUUACAAAGAAGAGAAACAGAGGAAGUACGAUAGGUUUUUCGAUAUAAGAAGGAUCCCUGAGCUAACUGUGGUGAGAAGAGGUGAUAAAGGGAUUGAGUUAGGAGCUGCUGUUACUAUAUCGAAAGCUAUUGAGGCUCUAAGAGAGAAAGAAGAUGUUUCUAUGCUGGCGAAACUCGCGAGCCACAUGGAGAAGAUUGCGAGCAGAUUCGUAAGGAACACGGGAACUAUAGGUGGAAACAUCGUGAUGGCUCAGAGGAAACAGUUUCCAUCGGACCUCACAACCAUUCUUGUUGCUGCUCGAGCUACAGUGAAGAUCAUGAGUGUUGGCUCGGGUCAAGAACAGUUUACGCUGGAAGAGUUUCUUCAACAGCCUCCUCUUGAAGCCAAAUCUGUUCUUUUGAGCGUCGAGAUUCCGUCUUGGCGGCCCGUGACGAAGAAGAAGAACGGUUCUUCUUCUCCGGAUACUCGUUUGCUCUUUGAAACUUACAGAGCAGCGCCACGUCCUCUAGGAAACGCGUUGGCGUUUCUGAAUGCUGCUUUCUCGGCUGAAGUUUCUUUAAGCGAAGCAAGUGAUAGCAUCUUCGUACAUGAUUGCCUGUUAGCUUUUGGAGCUUAUGGGACCAAACAUGCUCAUAGAGCGAGGAAAGUCGAAGACUUCCUCACAGGAAAAGUGAUAACUGAUGAAGUUUUGAUGGAAGCUAUUGGCUUGCUUAAAGAUGAGAUAGUACCUGAUAAGGGUACUUCUAAUGCCGGCUAUAGAUCAAGCUUGGCUGUUACGUUUCUCUUCGAGUUCUUCGGAUCUUUAACUCAAACAAACGCUAAAACUACAAACGGUUGGCUCAACGGAGGAUGCAAAGAGAUUGAAUCUUUGAAACCUGAAGCUAUGUUGUCAUCUGCACAACAGAUAGUUGAAAACCAAGAAUAUAGUCCGGUAGGGAAAGGCAUUGUAAAGUCCGGAGCUUGUCUCCAAGCAUCUGGCGAGGCUGUUUAUGUAGACGACAUUCCUUCUCCGGAGAAUUGUCUAUACGGAGCAUUUAUCUAUAGUACAAUGCCUCUGGCGAGGAUCAAAGGCAUAAGGUUCAAGGAAAACAGAGUUCCAGAAGGAGUUCUUGGCAUCAUUACUUACAAAGAUAUUCCCAAAGACGGGCAAAAUGUCGGUACCAAAGGAUUCUUUACUCCGGACCUUUUGUUCGCCGAAGAUAUAACCCUUUGUGUUGGUCAGAUCAUCGGCUUAUUAGUUGCAGAGAGUCAAAAGCUUGCAGAUGUUGCUACAAAUCUUGUUGUGAUUGAUUAUGACACAGAGGAUUUAGAACCGCCGAUACUUACAGUAGAAGAAGCUGUCCAGAAAUCUAGUUUCUUUUCAGUUCCUCCACCUCUGCGUGGUAAACCGGUCGGUGAUAUCACCAAGGGAAUGGCUGAAGCGGAACAUAAGAUUCUUGGAUCCAAGAUAAGUUUUGGGUCACAGUACUUCUUCUACAUGGAGACACAAACGGCUCUUGCAGUGCCGGAUGAAGACAACUGUAUGGUAGUUUAUAGCUCGACACAAGCCCCAGAGUUUGUACAUCGAACCAUCGCUGGAUGUCUUGGAGUUCCUGAGCAUAAUGUCCGCGUCAUCACUCGAAGAGUUGGGGGUGGGUUCGGUGGGAAAGUCAUGAAGUCUAUGCCGGUCGCUGCAGCUUGUGCACUUGCAGCAUCCAAAAUGCAGCGUCCCGUGAGGACAUAUAUGAACCGGAAAACGGAUAUGAUAACUACCGGAGGAAGACAUCCGAUGAAAGUAACAUAUAGUGUUGGGUUCAAAGCCAAUGGGAAGAUCACUGCUUUGGAUAUAGAGGUGCUGCUUGAUGCAGGGAUAAGCGAAGAUGUAAGCCCGCUCAUGCCAUCAGGGAUACAAGGAGCACUGAUGAAGUAUGAUUGGGGUGCUCUCUCUUUCGAUGUAAAAGUAUGCAAAACAAACACAGUGAGCAGAACCGCGGUUAGAGCUCCCGGGGAUGUACAAGGAUCUUAUAUAGGAGAAGCCAUCAUUGAGAAAGUAGCUUCAUAUCUUUCAGCUGAUGUGGAUGAGAUCAGGAAGGUUAAUCUCCAUACAUAUGAGAGCUUAGGGUUGUUUCACAAUGCCAAAGCUGGUGAAUCCCCUGAGUACACGUUACCUCUGCUUUGGGACAAACUCGCUGAGUUCUCCGGAUUUAACCAGCGGAGGAAGGUGGUUGAGGAGUUUAAUGCGUCAAACAAGUGGAGAAAGAGAGGGAUCUCGCGUGUGCCUGCGGUCUAUGGAGUGUCUAUGCGGCUAACACCGGGAAGAGUAAGCGUGUUGAGCGACGGGUCAGUAGUGGUUGAGGUUCCAGGGAUUGAGAUAGGACAAGGGCUAUGGACAAAGGUGAAACAGAUGGCUGCGUAUUCUCUUGGACUGAUCCAGUGCGGUACUACAAGCGAUGAGCUUCUCGAGAAAAUCAGGGUCAUCCAAGCCGACACACUGAGUUUGGUACAAGGCUCAGUGACUGGUGGUAGCACAAGCUCUGAGGCGAGCAGUGAAGCGGUCAGGAUUUGCUGCGAUGGGUUAGUCAAGAGGCUUUUACCGGUCAAUGCCGCUUUGGUGGAGCAAACAGGAGGACCUGUGACUUGGGAAACACUCAUCAGUCAGGCUUAUCAACAAUCAAUAAACAUGGCGGUUAGUAGCACAUACUUGCCGGAUAUGUCCACUGGCGCAUAUCUUAACUAUGGAGUUGCAGCGAGCGAGGUUGAAGUAAACGUUUUGACGGGCGAAACAACAGUCCUGCGCACGGAUAUUAUCUAUGAUUGCGGGAAAAGUCUCAAUCCUGCUGUGGAUUUAGGACAGAUUGAAGGAGCAUUUGUACAAGGACUUGGGUUCUUCAUGCUUGAAGAGUACCUAAUGAACUCAGACGGUCUCAUAGUAACAGACAGCACAUGGACUUACAAGAUCCCAACGGUUGACACAAUCCCAAGACAGUUUAAUGUCGAGAUUAUCAACAGUGGACACCACAAGAACCGUGUUCUGUCAUCCAAAGCUUCGGGUGAACCGCCAUUGCUUUUAGCGUCAUCUGUUCAUUGCGCGGUCCGAGCAGCUGUUAAAGAAGCCAAGAGACAGAUUCUGACAUGGAGUAGUAACCAACAAGGGAUUGAUCUGAGCUUUGAUUUGCCUGUUCCAGCAACUAUGCCUGUUGUGAAGGAGUUUUGUGGACUCGAUGUUGUCGAGAAAUACUUGGAAUGGAAAAUCCAGCAGAGGAUGAACAUUUGAUAGCUGCUGGAAGAACAAUUUCAUAGCUUGCGUUUGUGUGUAUUAUUGAUAUGUGAAUGUAUAAGAAUGUUCGGGAUUAUGGUAAACCGGUUUCUGUAAUAAAGCUGCAUGUAUGAAUUGAGCGAACCUCUUCAACUUCUUUUGCCUCUCUAGUUUUAGUAUUUUAUAGAAGAAAUCUUUAGUUUUCUGAUAUUAAAAUCAAGUUUAUACAUAAUUUAAAAAGAUUGUGAGCA